Periophthalmus magnuspinnatus is the source of this 2133-nucleotide messenger RNA. It is a transcript of the gene zbtb35, whose product is annotated as zinc finger protein 131. Gene Ontology annotation, cellular component: nucleus. Gene Ontology annotation, biological process: regulation of transcription by RNA polymerase II. The coding region runs from base 162 to 1778 and encodes 538 amino acids. The transcript has 9 exons. Gene Ontology annotation, molecular function: RNA polymerase II cis-regulatory region sequence-specific DNA binding; DNA-binding transcription factor activity, RNA polymerase II-specific; protein binding. Lineage: Eukaryota; Metazoa; Chordata; Actinopteri; Gobiiformes; Gobiidae. The record is from RefSeq and is a predicted model, not a curated record.
GGGUUCGCAAAGGCUUCUGGGAAAUUGAGGCCUAAAGUAGAACGACCGCCCUUUCUGGAGCUACUAGCGGAGAAGAGCGCUACACGCGUAGGUGUAUUUGUGUUCUCAAAAUACUCUUCAGAAGUGCAACAGUCGAACUUCAGAUCAGAAUCCCGCUAACUAUGGCGGAGGUGGAGGUGGAAGUGGAUGACGGCACCCUUUACCCAGAACAUUAUAAAGUCAUGAUGGACAAACUGAACGAGCAGCGACAGUUGGAUCAGUUCACUGACAUUACCUUGAUUGUAGAUGGACAUCAAUUCAGAGCCCAUAAAGCUGUGCUGGCCGCCUGCAGUCAGUUCUUCCAUAACUUCUUCCAAGAUUUUACACAAGAGCCACUGGUUGAGAUUGAAGGAGUCAGUAAUACCGCUUUUCGUCAGCUGAUGGAGUUUACAUACACUGCCACUUUAGCUGUAACUGGAGAGGAAGAAGCAAAUGAUGUGUGGAAGGCAGCGGAGUAUCUUCAGAUGCAGGAAGCCAUUAAAGCACUAGAUGGAAGGACGCAUGAUGACAGUUCUGCUCUCACAACAAAAAGUAAGGCUAAAAAGAGAAAAAUUGCAGAGACUUCAAAUGUGAUCACUGAAACUCUACCAACAGUAGAAGGGGAACAGAUGAAAAUUGAAGUAAUCGGAGAUGUUGCUAUUGAAGAAGUGAUAGAGGCAACAAAGCAUUCUCAGACUUCAUCGGAUGACUCUGCUUUGGCUCUCCUUGCUGACAUCACCAGCAAGUACCAACAGGAGGAGCCAACGGUGGAGGUUGUCAAAAAAGGGGAACUAGAAGAGGAAAUUGCAUAUCAGGAAGAAACUGUAACUGCCUCUAAAUCGUUGGAGGUAGAUGUGGUAGAAGUCCAGAUUUCUCAAGUGGACAAUAUAUUUCGGUGCAGUAAAUGUAAUCGCAGUUUUAAGUUGUACUACCACCUGAAGCAGCAUAUGAAGGCACAUGAAGGCUCCAUGGAGAAACCACAUGUGUGUGGUCACUGUGGGAAAGCGUACUCCAGAGAGGGCGCUCUUAAGCAGCAUGUCAGCACGUUUCAUUAUGAUGCAGAAGACCUGCCGCUAAAUCAAAAACCACAGAAGAAAGUGCAUGUUUGUGAAUACUGCCAAAAAAACUUUGACCACUUUGGACACUUUAAGGAGCACCUACGGAAACACACAGGUGAAAAACCAUAUGAGUGUCCGGACUGUCAUGAAAAAUUUGCAAGGAACAGCACGCUCAAGUGUCAUAUGACUGCCUGUCAGAAUGGAGUGGGAGCCAAGAAGGGACGCAAGAAAAUCUAUGAAUGCCAGGUUUGUGACAGCGUAUUCAACAUUUGGGAGGAGUUCAAAGACCAUCUAGUGAGCCACACUGGGGACAAACCUAACCACUGCACUAUAUGUGACAUGUGGUUCACCCAUCCCAAAGAACUGAAGGAACAUCUAAAGGACAUUCACUCCAUUGAGGACAAGUCCGGCGAAGAGCUGGUGGUCCCAGACGCCGCUGCCACCGCUGCGUUGACUAUAACCGCACAGAACAUGGAGGCAGGGGACAAUGUACUCUUGGAGGAUGGUAUUCAGAUGGAGCAUGUCACCGUAGAGCCUGUGCACAUGAUGGAGAUGGAGCAGACGGCGACGGUGGUGGUGAACGAGGAAGGGGUGGCUGAGAUGUGCGAGGAGGACGUGGAGAGACUGAAACAGGCCGGGGUGGAGAUCCAGGUGGUGCAGGUGGAGGGUGCCCUGGUCACUGUGGAAGAUGUAGUUGUAUGAGGACACUUUUUUAAAAACUUUUUUAUUUGUAUUAUAACUUUCAGUAUUCUGGAGGAAACGCUCCACUUUGAACUGUGCAUGUUAGUUACAGCUGGCCCUCGUUCGGUUAACGCAACAGACUUUCACCAGGCACUCGGCUUCAGCUCUUUCCAUGAUGAAGAGGGAUGUUGAUUAAUCCCACCAUUAUGACGUAAUUAUGUUCUUGUCUAGGUUAGUUGCCAUUGAUUGUAUAUUACAUUAAUAUUGAAGCUCUGCAAGAUUUUUUGUGUUUUGUUUGUUGAUGAAAAAGAAUUAUUUAGAAAAGACCUGUUAAUAUACAAAUCUAAACAAGUAAAAUUAAAUUAAGAUACUUUUA